This is a messenger RNA of Prorocentrum cordatum, 2291 nucleotides long. The record is from the annotation of a GenBank genome assembly. NCBI's taxonomy places the organism in Eukaryota, Dinophyceae, Prorocentrales, Prorocentraceae.
AGCUGUUUGGCUCAGGCCAUCCCCUCCACAGGGUUGCCCGCCCCAGUCCUGAGGCGGGCGGCGGCCGGGCCCCGAAGGGGCCCCCGCCCCCGCCAGGAGGGGGCCCACAGGCGAUGCGGACGCCCGUGGUGGAGCUGCGCCAGAUGCUCUGCUGCAACACGGAGAGGUGGCCGAGGCAGGGUGGCUACGCGGGGCAGCGGGCGGUGGCUGGCCUGGUGGCGCCGAUGCCGUGGAACGCCCUCCGCGACAGUGGUGCCCCGCAGGACUUCCUCCUCGGCGGCCCGAGCCCAGACGCGGGCUACAGGCCGAGCCGCCCUUCGAGCCGGAAUCAGCGGCAGCUGAUGGUGGCCCCCGAAGGCGAGGAGCGUUCCUUGCAUCAGGUGCACCUGCUGCCCGAGCAGGAGCCCAUGCUGCAGUAUCACUCUGCACCCGCGGGAUUGCCCCUGGACUAUGAGGGCAAGGCCCCUCCGCCAGGGCGCGGCCAGAGUGGAUGUUGCCCCUCCUGCUGCAGGUGGCUGUGCGGCAUCUGCUGUGUGCUCGUCGAGGUUGUGCUGGCUGCGGGGGUGACCGCCUUCGUCUGCGCCACUCGAGCGUCGAGCAACGUGGCAGAUCUUGCGGCGCCGGAGCUAGGCAGCGGCGCCGAGCUGGUCAACGCCUCGGCGCUGCACGCGUUCGCCUCUCGACUGCAUAGGCCUUGGACUGACAACGCGAGCGGACAGGUUUUUGGGUUCGCCAAUGCCAGCGAUGCGCCGAGCCUGCUGUUCAACGCCACGAGGGGGACCAAGAAUCAGAGCCAGCGCGCGGUGCCGGAAAAGCUGCGAGGCGUUUAUUGGAUGCGCGGCAACGCGCUGCCCGAGGUGCUGGUCGCGGUGCAGCACGGGGAGUGGCACGGGGAGAGGGGCGCCCUCAUGGUGCCCAAGGCUCCCCUGAGCCGGGCCUGGUUCGGCGGCCCGAGGCUGCGGCCCCCACGCUCUGUCAGCAGUGCCGGCUGGUUCUACAAACUGCUGGGCGGGUCGGGACUUGCCGAGUUCGACAGCACAGGCCUGGUCUCGCUGUCGUUCGACUCCUGCCCUGACUGGGCCAGGUGCGCGGGGCUCCCUGCAAGUGAAAACCUCACCUUCGCGACUGCGCAGGUGCACCCUCGGGAUGACCCCGCGGAGUUGAAGCAGGUCUCACGCUACGUUUUCACUUCGUUGGAAGAGGUCGCUGGGGAGGUCGUCGACGGCAACCCAGGGUCUCAUUGGCAUGUCCGCAGCGCCGCGUUCUCUGGCCACCUCGAAAUAGGUAGCUACGACCUGGUGCGCGUAAUAAACCCAGAUGGCUCCAAGUCGCAGCCCCACCACCAGGAGUUCGAGGCCUUCAUGGGGGGCGAGCCGGCCAUCGUCUGGUCUGGGUACGAGCAGUCUUUGGUUUUGAGCUGAAGCUCCGGAGGGGGAGGAAGGGAAGGCAAGACGGCCUGCCCGCUGAAGGGCUCGGCUACGAGCCGGAUGUGCCGAGAUGCAUCGUGUUUCCGCGUAAGUAUUUUAUCCCCGCGAGGAGCUCCAGGAGGGGAGAAGGCUAGAGAGAGAGAGAGAAAGAGAGAGAGAGAGAGAGCUUCGAAGCCGAAAGCAGCCUCUUUAAUUUGGCGGUCUGGGCAGGCGACAAGGCGUGCUGUUCCCCGCCGCUCCCGCUCACCUUCCAAUAGUCUGGCGCCUGCCUGCUCCAACCACGCUGCAGGUCAGUCGGCAGUCAGUGACAAUGAACGCCCGAUCGCGCCGAAAGUGCGUAAAAUUUGGCCAACAAACAAGAUCGUCUUCCAGAGGGGCGGCGGAUUUCCAGCUGCCUCCGACAAUUCCCGCCACCGUGACAGCUCACCCACCUCUCUGGAUGGCGACUGCUCGAGGGGCGAAUCGAAGGUUGCAGAGUGUGACAUUCGACUGUCUAUGAUUGUGGCUGGGCGGAUGUGCAGGGGCGGGCGCAACCCUUGAAUGCAAUGCUGGUGUCUGGAAGCACCUCGAAGCCAGGCCCACCCCCAUGCAACACAGGGGAGAGGCGCAUCAGCUCCUUGGAAAAAUGCUGCGCGGCAGGAAGAAUUUAGACUGCCAGCCCUCUGGAUGAGCGUGGGCGAGAGAAGUGGAGUCCCAUUUCAAGGCACGUGGGCCCCGCCAGACAGUCAAGACGCUCCGAGGAUACGUAUACAGCAGGAGUCUGGGCGGGGGUAGUGCUGGCUCUAGUGGCAUAUCCCAUGUUUUCGUUUCCACUCGUGUUUCUUGUUCUCUCUCCCUCUCUCCCUCUUUCUCUCUCUCUUUCUC